Paramacrobiotus metropolitanus is the source of this 1001-nucleotide messenger RNA. RefSeq names its product peptidyl-prolyl cis-trans isomerase-like. The record is from RefSeq and is a predicted model, not a curated record. Gene Ontology annotation, molecular function: peptidyl-prolyl cis-trans isomerase activity. Gene Ontology annotation, cellular component: intracellular membrane-bounded organelle. Lineage: Eukaryota; Metazoa; Tardigrada; Eutardigrada; Parachela; Macrobiotidae. The transcript is spliced from 2 exons. Gene Ontology annotation, biological process: protein folding; protein peptidyl-prolyl isomerization. The coding region runs from base 214 to 711 and encodes 165 amino acids.
UGUUGUACGACACGUAUCACCGCUUUUCCAGAACGUGUUUGCUCUGUUAUCGGCAUCGCCGAUGUAUUUUUACACUUGCCAGUCAGUGGCUUUCAGUCUGGAGAAUUCUCGCUACACCGCUCGUCGACGCCGGUCCAUCGCCCCAUUUUCUAACCAAGUACGCGAGUCGCUCUCUCCUUCUUCUCAAAGAAUCCCCCCCUCGAUCCCAGCAAAAUGGCCAACAAUCCCAAAGUCUUCAUGGACAUCACCAUCGACAACGCCAAGGCCGGCCGCAUCGUGAUGGAGCUGCGCGCCGAUGUUGUGCCCAAGACGGCGGAGAACUUUCGCGCCCUGUGCACCGGGGAGAAAGGCUUCGGCUACAAGGGCUGCGCCUUCCACCGCAUCAUCCCCCAGUUUAUGUGCCAGGGCGGUGACUUCACGGCGGGCAACGGUACCGGCGGCAAGUCCAUCUACGGGAAUAAAUUCGAGGAUGAGAAUUUCCAGCUGAAACACACCGGCCCGGGCGUCCUGUCCAUGGCCAACGCCGGACCCAACACCAACGGCAGCCAGUUCUUCUUGUGCACCGUCAAGACCGAGUGGCUGGACGGCAAGCACGUCGUCUUCGGGAAUGUCGUGGAGGGCUUGGACAUCGUCAAGAAGAUGGAAGAGCAGGGCACCCAGAGCGGCAAACCCAAGUCCAAGGUCGUCAUCGCUGAUUGCGGACAGCUGUAAGGUAGACAGAAUCAAACAGCAUUGCCAUGCCGUUGUUUUAAUUAACUCUGCUGCUGGCGGGUUUUUAAUCAGACCCCCGGGUUUCCUGCUUAAUCUUUUCAUUUUCGAUCUUUCGCAAUUUUUUUGUUUGUUUGCUCGGGUUUAGCAUUGACUCAUUCCGUUGAGUUAUUCAUUUCGUUUUUUUUUACAUUUUUCUGCCGAUGUGUUUCGCGUGGGUAAUGUCCAUUUUUGAUUUUGGUUAUGGCGGAUGCGAUCGUACUUGGAAAUAACAAUAAAUUGAAGCACCGUUU